This is a messenger RNA of Eutrema salsugineum, 978 nucleotides long. RefSeq names its product auxin-responsive protein IAA1. The transcript is spliced from 2 exons. Gene Ontology annotation, molecular function: protein binding. Gene Ontology annotation, biological process: regulation of DNA-templated transcription. The record is from RefSeq and is a predicted model, not a curated record. Gene Ontology annotation, cellular component: nucleus. Bases 240 to 764 code for a protein of 174 amino acids. NCBI's taxonomy places the organism in Eukaryota, Viridiplantae, Streptophyta, Magnoliopsida, Brassicales, Brassicaceae.
ACUUGCCCCCCUCCUGCUCCCGACAACGUCAUAAUUUCCAUCUCUCUCUCUUUAACCCUAAUUUCAAUGCAAGUUUACUUAUAUAAACCUCUCUCUCCCCCUCUCUAUUUCUCAAACACACAAGCAAACUCCAUCUCAUUUCAAGAAUCGAAUCAAAAACUCAAGAAGAAGAAAGUAGAUAUAUAGAAGAAGAAGAAGAGAGUUUUCUUCGUUUGAAACAAGAAGUACAGUGAGAGAAUAUGGCGUAUGAGGAAGUUAUAAAUGGGCUUAACCUUAAAGACACAGAGCUUCGUUUGGGAUUGCCCGGUGGAGAAGAAAAAGAACAAGAUCUAGAGGUUUCUUGCGUCAGAAGAAACAAGCGUCAGUUUCAUCAGACCACCGAUGAACACAACCUAAUAGAAGAAUCUUCUCCUCCUUCCAAAACACAAAUCGUUGGUUGGCCUCCAGUGAGAUCGAAUCGGAAGAACAACAACAAAGGCGUGAGUUAUGUGAAAGUGAGUAUGGAUGGGGCUCCAUAUCUGCGUAAGAUAGAUCUCAAGAUGUACAAAAACUAUCCUGAGCUUCUCAAGGCACUCGAGAACAUGUUCAAGUUCACAAUUGGUGAAUACUCUGAGAGAGAAGGAUACAAAGGAUCUGGAUUUGUACCGACUUAUGAGGAUAAAGAUGGAGAUUGGAUGUUGGUCGGUGAUGUUCCAUGGGACAUGUUCUCGUCGUCUUGUCAAAAGCUCAGAAUCAUGAAAAGAUCUGAAUCUCCUGCCUUAUGAUCCUUGUCAAAACCCUUUUGGUUUUUGGCAAAAAUGCCUCUCAAAGUUUCCUACUUUAUUUAGAAAUCUUUUAGAUCUAAAAAAAGUUUGGUGUAAAAAGAAACAACAAGAAAAAGAAAGAGAAAAUGUAAAAUAGGGAUACACAUACUUUAUAGAUGUAAAAGUAGCUGGUUAAUUUUGUAAGAUCAAUUUUGGAGAAGAACAUUUACAUAUA